CAACACAAACAAGAACGAUACAUACGAAACUACUCAACAAACAAAUAUCAUCACACUCUUCUCUCCUCAACACCUUCAGAUUUUUCUGCCAUGGCGUCCGUACCCCUCCCUCUGAAUUUUAAUACUCUCAGUUAUAAUAGUUCCUUCGUUUCUGAGAGAGUGAGGUUUGGCUCGUGUUUGAGGAAGAAGAAUCCCACCAGAACUGCCACCUUCGUUUGUAAAGCUGCCUCUCUUGUCUUUCGCGAUCUCGACGCCGAUGAUUUCCGCCACCCUCUUGACAAACAGAACACACUGAUUUUGAGGGCGAUUCCGGGGUUGAACGAACUUGGAAAGGCUUUACUAGGGUCUGUUUCAGAACAAGUGAUGCUUUUGGAGAAUAUUGGAACAUCAGUUCUUGUUUCAGAGAAUCAGCUACCUGAACUACACCAGUUAAUGAUUGAAGCAGCGAAAAUAUUGAACAUCGAGUCCCCUGAUCUGUAUGUUCGUCAAAGUCCUGUACCAAAUGCAUAUACUCUAGCCAUAAGUGGUAAAAAGCCUUUUGUUGUGGUUCAUACUAGUCUUGUGGAGCUUUUGACACGAAAGGAGUUGCAGGCUGUUUUGGCUCAUGAGCUGGGUCAUUUGAAGUGCGACCAUGGUGUGUGGCUUACAUUUGCAAAUAUUCUUACCCUUGGAGCUUAUUCUUUACCUGGGCUUGGUGGGUUGAUAGCUCAGAGUUUAGAAGAACAGUUAUUCCGUUGGCUUCGAGCAGCUGAGUUAACUUGUGAUCGUGCAGCUCUUCUUGUUGCUCAAGAUUCAAAGGUGGUCAUCUCUGUGCUGAUGAAGUUAGCUGGGGGCUGUCCAUCUAUGGCUGACCAACUAAAUGUUGAUGCAUUUUUGGAGCAAGCUCGGUCUUAUGAAAAAGCUUCAUCAAGCCCGAUUGGUUGGUACAUAAGUUUGAAACUAUUCCAAAGACUGCCAGAGAUAAUAGAAGAUUUGUUCAAAAUUAUUGGCUGCUGUUAAAACCUUUCCAGCUGCCAUAUUCCAUGUGGAAUUAUCAUGUCAAGUCUUGUACAAAUAUAGUUCUUAGGAGACACGUAUGUAUAUUCUUUUAGGACUCAUCUUAUACUUUUGAGUGUUAGAAAAAGAAAGGAAGACUCAGAUGUAUACGAUUUUUAUAGAAUUGGGACUGUUGCUCAAGUCCUAGAUGACACACACGAACAUAUGAGAUCUUUUCUUAGUAUUUUUAUACAGAUUCACUAUUGUUGUGUGGAGUGUUUGCAUCCACAUCAGAAAAUAAAAUAAACUUUAGAUAUAUGGACAAAAUUUUUCUAAAA
This is a messenger RNA of Humulus lupulus (European hop), 1313 nucleotides long. Its product is annotated as plastoglobule-localized metallopeptidase 48, chloroplastic. The coding region runs from base 91 to 999 and encodes 302 amino acids. Gene Ontology annotation, biological process: CAAX-box protein processing. Gene Ontology annotation, molecular function: metalloendopeptidase activity. Gene Ontology annotation, cellular component: endoplasmic reticulum membrane. The transcript has 8 exons. The record is from RefSeq and is a predicted model, not a curated record. NCBI's taxonomy places the organism in Eukaryota, Viridiplantae, Streptophyta, Magnoliopsida, Rosales, Cannabaceae.